AUGUUUACUUCGAUCCUUCCUGAGAGAGCGCCUGGCGCAACAGUCCCUCUUAUCAUUGGAAAUAAAGACAUCACAACCACAACUACAUUUGACGUGAAUAAUCCUGGGAAAGGCUACGUUGAGCACAAAUCUAGUGCUGCGCUUGUCGAAGAUGCCAGACUUGCUAUUGAAUCAGCCGAAAAGGCCUUCCCAGCAUGGUCUAUCACAAAGCCCGCAGUUCGAAGAGACAUCCUGUCUAAGACGGCCGACAUUUUUCUGGCUCGAAAGGAUGAAUUUAUUGGCUACAUGGUUGAAGAGACUGGAUCGCAUCCAGAGUUUGCAGAUUUUAUUCUGAUGCUUGGCGUGAACCUUUUGAAAGAUGUUGCAGGCAAAGUAUCGGGGAUUGAAGCCACUUCUCCUGCGUUAGUCCAAGAAGGCACGGGCGCACUGGUUUACAAACAGCCCUAUGGCGUUGUAUUGGGAAUCGCACCUUGGAACGCACCCUACAUACUGGGUACUCGAGCUGUGGCACUUCCCCUUGCAGCUGGUAAUAGCACAGUGCUCAAGGGUUCCGAACUCUCUCCUAAAUGCUUCUGGGCAAUUGGGGAUGCAUUUAGACAAGCCGGGCUUCCUGAUGGUUGUCUCAAUGUCAUCUAUUCGCGACCUACGGAUGCCCCAGAAGUGACAACCGCCCUGAUUGCUCAUCCCGCAGUCAAGAAGUUGAGUUUCACUGGAAGUACUGCCACUGGGCGGAAGGUCGCCCAUCUCGCAGCAGAAUAUAUUAAGCCCGUGAUCCUGGAGCUAGGAGGUAAGGCUCCUACAGUUGUUCUCGAAGAUGCUGAUUUAGAGAAGGCCGCUUUGGGUGCUACUCUCGGCUCAUUCAUACACGCCGGUCAAGUUUGCAUGUGCACAGAACGAAUUAUCGUUCAUAGGUCUAUCGCUGAUAAGUUCCGCGAAGCCUUGAAAGCCUCGGUGAACAAUGUUUUCGGCGGUCCUAGCACCCAGUUUGUAACUAUCAACAGAGCUGCGAUUUCCAAGAACAAAGACUUGGUUCGGGAUGUUAUUUCCAAGGGUGGCAAAGUCUUCAUUGGAGAUUUGGAAGCCCAAGCGGCCUCCGAUACCUCGAUGGGAGUGGUUAUUGUUGAGGGUGUUACCACCGAGAUGGACAUUUACAGGACUGAAUCAUUCGGUCCAACAGUGUCGCUUUUCGUGGUCGACAGUGAUGAAGAAGCAAUCAAACUUGCUAAUGAUACAGAGUAUGGUCUGAGUGCUUCAGUUUUCACUGAAAGCUUGGCCAGGGGAUUGAAGGUUGCCAAACAGAUCGACUCUGGGGCGGUACACAUUAACUCUAUGACUGUUCACGAUGAAGCAGCACUUCCUCAUGGUGGAGUAAAGAGUAGUGGAUUCGGACGCUUUGGGACCAGCAUGCUGGAUGAGUUCUUAUGGACUAAGUCUGUGACUUGGAUGGAAUAG
Penicillium soppii is the source of this 1452-nucleotide messenger RNA. RefSeq names its product aldehyde dehydrogenase. Lineage: Eukaryota; Fungi; Ascomycota; Eurotiomycetes; Eurotiales; Aspergillaceae. The transcript has 4 exons. The coding region runs from base 1 to 1452 and encodes 483 amino acids. Gene Ontology annotation, molecular function: succinate-semialdehyde dehydrogenase (NAD+) activity. The record is from RefSeq and is a predicted model, not a curated record.